Molecule: messenger RNA, 1182 nt
Organism: Prunus avium (sweet cherry)
Lineage: Eukaryota; Viridiplantae; Streptophyta; Magnoliopsida; Rosales; Rosaceae
Product: GDSL esterase/lipase 2-like
Molecular function (GO): lipase activity
Source: RefSeq, a predicted model, not a curated record
CCAGAAUGGCAAGUUCAAGGCUUCAUAUAUUCGUCCUGGCUUUCUGUGCAAGCCUUCUUUUUCCAAGCAACUGCAGCCAUGGCGAUUCCGGGCUUCAGGAGAAACGUGCAGCGUUGUUCAUCUUUGGUGAUUCACUAUUUGAUGUUGGAAAUAAUAACUACAUUAAUACUACCAUUAGCUUUAAGGCAAAUAACUGGCCAUACGGAGAAACCUUCUUCAAGUACCCCACCGGUAGAGCUUCCGAUGGCCGUCUAAUCCCUGAUUUCAUUGCUGAGUAUGCAAAGUUGCCAUUCAUACCACCAUAUUUACAACCUGGCUUCAACAACUACACUUAUGGGGUGAACUUUGCAUCUGCUGGGGGUGGUGCUCUAUCUGAAACUCAUCAAGGAUUUGUGAAAGACCUUAAAACUCAAGUGAGUUAUUUCAAGAACGUCGAGAAGCAGUUGAGGCACAAACUAGGUGAUGCCGGAGCCUACACAUUUCUAUCAGAAGCUGUUUACUUGAUUAGCAUUGGAAGCAAUGAUUAUUAUACCCCAGUCCUAACAAAUUCAAGUUUGUUUGCGUCCCACUCACAUGAAGAAUAUGUUGGCAUGGUGGUUGGCAACCUGACAGAUGUGAUCAAAGAAAUAUACAAGAAAGGAGGAAGGAAAUUCGGGUUUGCAAACGGGGUUCCUCUCGGUUGUAUACCUUCCAUGAGAAUACUUAAACCAGAAAACAUAGGCGACUGCGCGGAGGAAGUUACUGCCCUGGUGAAACUACACAGCAGAGUAGUUGCUAAAGCCCUCCUAAAGCUGAAGAGCCAACUGCAUGGAUUCAGAUAUUCAAAUGCAAACUUCUACACUCCCUUAACUGAUACAAUUAAUAACCCAUCAAAAUAUGGUUUCAAGGAAGGAAAGAUGGCAUGCUGUGGUUCUGGUCCAUACAGAGGAAUUAUGAGCUGUGGUGGGAAGAAUGGUUCAGAGUUUCAGUUAUGUGACAAUGUUACUGAAUAUGUCUUUUUUGACUCUGCCCACCCAACAGAGAGGGUUUACCAGAAAAUAUCCAAGUUAUGGUGGAGUGGAAGUCCCAAUGUGACUAAGACGAGCAAUAAUCUAAAGGAGCUGUUUGAAGUUUAGUUUCAUAAGCAAUUCUGCAUUUUGCAGACAAUUUCUUUUUCAAAAUAAAUUAAAGUUCGAUACAUCA